Phragmites australis (common reed) is the source of this 3174-nucleotide messenger RNA. RefSeq lists its product as uncharacterized. The transcript has 6 exons. The record is from RefSeq and is a predicted model, not a curated record. Lineage: Eukaryota; Viridiplantae; Streptophyta; Magnoliopsida; Poales; Poaceae. Bases 238 to 3027 code for a protein of 929 amino acids.
AAUGUCCUGCCUUUAUCGGCGUCCCCCGAUCUGUUGCUCCCGGCUUCCGCUUCCCGCCGCCGCAGCCGCAGCCGCCGCCGGUACUGGCAGCGUCCGCUUCCUACUCGCUGCGCGGCCGCCUCGACCUCGAGGCCACGUCGCUGGCUGUAUCGGUGAUUUUCUUGCGGGGGAUGCUGCGGAUCGGAUGCUAAGGAGCAGAGAGGGGCUUUGGUUUGAGGUGUGAGAGUUUUAGAAUCGAUGGGGACAGAGAAGGGUGGCGCUAAGAUUGGUGGGGGCAGCGGAAGCGGCGGUGGGAUCUUCAACCUGUUCGACUGGAAGCGCAAGUCACGCAAGAAGCUGUUCUCCAACUCGCCCGUAGAGGGCGCCAAGCUUGUCAAGAGGAGCGAAGAAACCUUGCCGUCCAGGCGUCUCCACUCGGUUGAUGAAGAUGAAGGGAUUGGCGUGUCAAGCUUCAAAGGGAGCAGCGACUACAGCUGCGCAUCUUCAGUGACAGAUGAGGAAGGGCGUGAGAUGAAGGCACCAGGUGUCGUGGCCAGGCUCAUGGGCUUGGAUGCCAUGCCCUCCUCUGGUGUUCCAGAGCCUUACUGCACCCCAUUCCGUGACACAAGGUCGUUCAGGGAUAGCCACAGCCUCAAGAGGAGCCCUGAGUACUCCAUGAAUGACCAAUUCAGUCAUGUGCCUCGGAGGGUUGAUGGUUAUAUGAGGAAGCCAUUGGAUCUGAGAGCUCAAAAGAUGCCGAGCAGCCCGAUUGAAAGAUUCCAGAUAGAAGCAUUACCACCAAGGUCCGCAAAGACCUUACCGAUGUCUCAUCACAGAUUGUUGUCUCCCAUCAAGAAUCCAGGUUUCAGUUCAGCGCGGAAUGCUGCUCAGAUCAUGGAGGAAGCAGCCAAGAUUCUUGAGCCAAGGCCAGAAGCCAGUUCUAGGGAGAAAAUCUGCUCAUUCAGCCCGGCACGAAUUCCUUUGAGGGUUUCGGAGCCAAGACAGAUCAUUCCAGCUUCUCAGAGGACUGUGUCUCUAAAGAUGCAAUCAUCCAGGAUCCCUCCUGAUCUGCCAGAUGUGAGGUUCUCCAGAGGGCAGCAUAUGAACCGGAGCUGGAACAGUGAUGAAGAUAUUGUUGUAAUCAGGCCUUCGGUUGAUUCUUAUGAGAUUAACAAUCCUAGUUGUUCAAAGAGCAACAAGGGAAAGUCUAUUUCUUUGGCACUGCAGGCAAAGGUCAAUGUGCAGAAGAGGGAAGGAGUAAGUGGUUUGGGGAGGAAUUCUGGAAUGCAGAAAGAACUUGAUGAGCAUAGAACAAACCAACCUUUUAGGAGUCAGUCUAAUCACCAGAGGAACAAGCAGCAAAAGAAGCCAUCAUUAUCUGGCACUUCUUCCCCUGUCCUUCGGCAAAAUAAUCAAAAACAGAAUUCUUUGGUGAGCAGAGGCAAGGUGGCACCAAACAAAUCAGUCUCAACGCAGCAAGGUAGAAAGGUGAUGGCAGGAGAUUCCUCUUCUGGGAAGAUCAAGAGUGGAAGCAAAGUAUCUAAAGUUGGUGGCAGAAAAGACAUUGUGGAAAGCAUAAGUGGUGAUAGGGAAGGAUCAUCGUCAAACAACAAGGACUUCCCACAAAAGAAACGUUUGAUAGAGAGGAACUCCACCAAUGAGAAGGGUACAUUCGUGCCUGAAAAACCAGUGGGUAAACUUCAAAAGCAGGUUCAACCUAAUGUUGUUAUGGAUGAGCACAUUAAGCGGAAUAAGGAAAGUAAAGAUACUACAGAUGUUGUGUCAUUUACCUUCACCUCACCCUUGGUCAAACCAUCAGCAGGACCCUCCAGAUUGGCAGGUAAGUGGGAUACAAGAAGCAAUUUUAAUCUGGACACAGGAUGUGAUAAAGAUGAUUCAGAUAACAAGGCUGAAGGGCUAUCAUCAGUGGGGUUGAACUUUGUAAACGGUGAUGCAUUAAGCCUUCUCUUAGAAAAGAAGCUUAAGGAGCUAACAUCAAAAAUUGAUCCAUCCAUCACCUUCACAAGGGGUGACACAUUUGUGCCUGCUACUUUUACCUUGGAAGAACCACCAACCUCCUCUUGCAGCAAUUGGGGCUCAGAAAGUGGAGCAUUUGACUGUAGCCCUUCUGAAGUAAAACCUUCUCAAUAUGUUGAUUAUUGCCAAUCGGCUCAGUCAUCUACAAAAGGCCAAAUUUUCCGAGGCAGUAAAUUACAGGUGGAGGAACCAGAAGAAUGCAGUAGCAUAAGCAAUGCAAGGAAGGAACGGGAGCAUGAAGAUCUAAGUCCCCUCUCUGUGCUUGAGCCAACCUUUCUAAGUGAGAGUUGCUGGUCUUCCGAGUGUUCAGGCAGCAGCGAUGGUAUUAAGGGAUAUUCAUCUUCUUCUGAAGUUAAGAAUGACCCAGGGAAUUUCUUGAUGAAUCCAUCAUCAGUUGACAUUGAGUCAAAGACAACAGAUUCAUCCUCUUCUGCAUCACUGGAUACUUCAGAUAUCUCAGAUGUCACUCAAUGUUCAAAGAAAUCAAGAAACACAGAGCUGGAGUACGUUGGAGAUGUGCUAGGCAAUGUCAACUUGGCAACGGAUGAGCUGGGGUCACUCUUUGUCAAUCAAGAUGGAUCAGCUUUGGAUCCCCUCCUCUUCGAGAAAUUGGAGAGCAUGAAUGUAUAUACACAAGGGAAAGAGCCUCUGCGCCAUCGAAGGUACAGGCGGCUUUUGUUCGACUGCGUAAAUGAAUGCCUGGAGACAAGACGCCUCACCUACUUCCGGGCAGGAUAUGCAGCAUGGAGCAAAGGGGUGGCAGCGCUGAGCAGGAGCAUAGAGAAAGAAGUCUGCAACGAGAUCACUAGCUGGAAGAGCAUGGGAGAAUGGGUGGAGGAUGAGCUUGUCGACAAGGACAUGAGCAGCGGGGUGGGCACAUGGGUUGAUUUCGGGGUGGAGGCGUUCGAGGCCGGUGAGGAGGUGGAGACUGAGAUAUUGGGCUCGCUGCUUGACGAGGUGAUCAGCGACAUGUUCUUGAGACGGUGGCAGGAGUGUAAUUUUGUAAUUUGACCUGGAUAUUGUUGUUUUGCGCUGUAAUUUUGUUUUCCUUCGGUUGUUACAUAUCUUCUAUUUAUUGUGUCAACCCAGACUUGUUCAAAUCAGUGAUAAGUGUUGUUUCCCCAGUGGGAUAGAUAGAUCAUCAUUGUUGCUUCAGCA